Messenger RNA from Paramuricea clavata, 990 nucleotides. The record is from the annotation of a GenBank genome assembly. NCBI's taxonomy places the organism in Eukaryota, Metazoa, Cnidaria, Anthozoa, Malacalcyonacea, Plexauridae.
CUUAACAAGAUUAGGGAAUUUAUUGCCUGUAGCCUGCAAAACAGCUGCCUGAUUGUCUUGUGUGGUUGUUUUUCAUGGCUACAUGACUUGUGGAGGAGGUUAUAUUAGCAUGGUGCAACUGGUGUAAAAUCUCGAUAGCUGGUUGCUCAAAUGAUGGGAAUGAUAACACCGGUGACCCAUCAGAUGUCUGCAAUAGGGCAUGACCAGGCAAGGUUAGAAGACUGGAACACAGGCUAGGUAUGGUGGGACGUUGGGUACUUCCUCGGGUAGAAGAAUUUGCAUCACAGAUUACGUCAUCAGUUAGUUAUAGUGGUUAGUGUAUAAGGGUUAGAUUAGGCUUGGGGAUAGGGAUACCGUUAUAUCUGAUGCCACAAACAACACAACUAGCCAAUCACGUGAUCAGUUCUCCUCUACCCGAGGAACUAGCCAGGAUGUUGCCAUUCUGCCUAGCAUGGAAACUCGAUAAAAUUCAUAUUUUGAGUGGGAUGUCUGCACACAUCCUGUAGAAAUACACAUCCUUCUAUGACUAUGGCAAUAAACAACCUUAUCUAAUUAGUAUGCGAUCCUGAUUCAUUAGUAUGCAUUCUUUGAUCGUGAAUUGUUUGGAAGCUUGGUAACCAAAUUGCCACGAAAACAAAGAUGGCGGCAAAAAAACCUGAUAAAUAUUCUAUUCUUCUGCCAACUUAUAACGAAAAAGAGAACUUGCCUCUUAUAGUUUGGUUGAUAGUAAAAUCUUUUGAUGAAAGGUGGGUAGCAGUUCGUUUGAAAUAUCAAAAGCAGUUGAACAAAUAUCAAGUUGUUCUUGUUCAAAUUUUGUAAAGUAAAGUAAGAUUUUGUUUGGUAUUAAAUUGGUAGUGGUGAAGGACACGACUUCGAAAUAAUUAUAAUAGAUGAUGGUAGUCCGGACGGAACAUUGGACGCUGCAAAACAAUUACAAGAAAUUUAUGGUAGUGAAAAAAUUGUAAGUUCCUUGUAUUAUUAGGGAAGAAA